CAGUUGAAAAGGUCCCCACAACUCUACAAGCACAUGAGAGAGAAAGACAGAGAAAAAGAGUAACCUUAAUUGGGAAGAGACCCACCACAAAGGAAGGACAAUUCCAUUUCCAUUUCAACAAGAUCUCUGUCUGUCUCACUCCAAACAUCAUACCAAACUCUACAAAGGAAUCAUUUUUCAUUCUCUGUUCAACUCACUCACUCACUCAGUCCAUAACAACAGAGAAUAUGUCAAACAGCAAUGAAGAUUCUUCUACUUCCAAUCUGAAUUCAAGCAAACCACCUCCGAAGAAGACAAAAACACUUGCUUCCCUCAAUCUAAGAGUCUCAGUUGAUGCUGCUCCUGAUAACAACAAUAAUAAUAAUAACAAUAAUAAUAAUGGAAUUUCAUCUUCAGCUAAAACUAACAAAACAGAUUUCUCAGACCAACAAUGGAACUACCCUUCUUUCCUUGGCAUUGGCAGCACCUCCAGAAAAAGAAGACCACCACCACCACCUCCUCCUCCUUCCAAACCUUCCAACACCCUUCCUCCUCCUCCUCCUCAUCAUCAUCAUCAUCCUCGUCCCAUCUCCAACAAAACCUCUUCCUCUUCACUUCUUCCACCACCUUCAUCUACCCCCAUCACCAGACAACAACACUCUAUCUCCUCUCCCAUCUUCUAUCUCCUCAUUAUCACUUGUAUUAUUUUUGUACCCUAUUCAAUUUAUCUACAAUACAACCUUGCCAAACUCAAGGAUAUGAAACUUCACCUCUGUUGUCAAACUGAUUUAUGUUAUGGGAAUGGAAAAACAUCUAUACAAAAAGAUGUUGUUGAUAAUGAUGAUGAUGAUGGUUCCCUUUCUUUUGACAUCCUGAAUGCUGAUAGUAGAACAAUUUCUUUGUAUAUUGUACUAUUCACACUCCUUUUGCCUUUUGUAUUGUACAAAUAUCUUGAUUAUCUUCCUCAAAUAAUUAAUUUCUUGAGAAGAACAGAAAGUAACAAGGAGGAUGUACCAUUAAAGAAGAGAAUUGCUUAUAUGGUAGAUGUGUUUUUCUCCAUAUAUCCUUAUGCAAAGCUACUUGCCCUUCUUUCUGCAACUCUCUUUCUUAUAGCAUUUGGUGGUUUAGCAUUGUAUGCCGUUACUGGCGGUAGCUUGGCCGAAGCACUUUGGCAUUCUUGGACUUAUGUAGCUGAUGCAGGAAAUCAUGCUGAAACAGAAGGAACCGGCCAGAGAAUCGUCUCUGUCUCAAUUAGUUCGGGUGGCAUGCUUAUAUUUGCCAUGAUGCUUGGGCUUGUUUCCGAUGCUAUAUCAGAGAAGGUGGAUUCUCUUAGAAAAGGGAAGAGUGAAGUGAUAGAAAAAAACCAUAUACUCAUCCUUGGCUGGAGUGACAAAUUGGGUUCACUUUUGAAGCAGCUAGCGAUAGCAAAUAAGAGUGUCGGUGGUGGUGUUAUUGUGGUGCUUGCAGAAAAGGAAAAGGAGGAAAUGGAAAUGGAUAUAACAAAGCUGGAAUUCGAUUUCAUGGGGACAUCUGUAAUAUGUAGAAGUGGCAGUCCACUUAUACUGGCUGACCUAAAGAAGGUUUCAGUUUCAAAGGCACGUGCAAUCAUUGUGUUAGCUUCGGACGAAAAUGCAGAUCAGAGUGAUGCGCGCGCUUUGAGAGUUGUUCUUAGCUUAAAUGGUGUAAAGGAGGGCUUAAGGGCGCAUGUUGUUGUGGAGAUGAGUGACCUUGACAAUGAACCCCUAGUGAAACUUGUUGGUGGAGAACUCAUUGAAACAGUUGUCGCACAUGAUGUAAUUGGACGUUUGAUGAUUCAGUGUGCUCUGCAGCCAGGCCUUGCACAGAUAUGGGAGGAUAUUUUGGGAUUUGAGAAUGCCGAGUUUUACAUAAAACAAUGGCCUGAACUGGAUGGUCUUCUUUUCAAAGACAUAUUAAUUUCAUUUCCUGAUGCAAUACCCUGUGGAGUUAAGGUUGCUGCAGAUGGAGGGAAGAUUGUCAUAAAUCCAGAUGAUAAUUAUGUUCUGAGAGAUGAUGAUGAAGUCCUUGUCAUAGCCGAGGAUGACGAUACCUAUGCUCCAGGCCCUCUGCCAGAGGUACGCAAGGGCUAUUUCCCUAGGAUACGUGACCCCCCUAAAUAUCCAGAGAAGAUCUUAUUUUGUGGCUGGCGCCGUGACAUAGACGAUAUGAUCAUGGUUUUAGAAGCAAUGUUAGCCCCUGGUUCAGAACUCUGGAUGUUCAAUGAGGUUCCUGAAAAGAAAAGAGAGAGGAAACUUGCAGCUGGUGAACUUGACGUUUUUGGGCUAGAGAACAUAAAGCUUGUCCACAGGGAGGGAAAUGCUGUCAUUAGGCGGCACCUGGAGAGUCUUCCAUUAGAGACUUUUGAUUCUAUCCUUAUUCUUGCAGAUGAGUCGGUGGAGGACUCUGUUGCUCAUUCUGACUCAAGAUCCCUGGCUACCCUUCUGCUCAUUCGUGAUAUACAGUCGAGACGUCUACCAUACAAAGACACAAAGUCAACUUUGAGGUUAUCUGGAUUCUCUCACAACUCAUGGAUCCGUGAAAUGCAGCAAGCUUCAGACAAAUCAAUUAUAAUUAGUGAAAUUUUGGAUUCUAGGACUAGAAAUCUAGUUUCCGUGUCCAGAAUAAGUGAUUAUGUAUUAUCUAAUGAGCUGGUUAGCAUGGCACUAGCUAUGGUGGCCGAAGACAAACAAAUCAACCGUGUUCUUGAGGAAUUAUUCGCGGAGGAGGGGAAUGAAAUGUGCAUUAAGCCAGCAGAGUUCUAUUUAUUUGACCAGGAGGAGCUUUGUUUUUACGACAUAAUGAUUAGGGGCCGUACAAGAAAGGAGAUUGUUAUAGGUUAUCGUCUUUGCAACCAAGAACGUGCUACUAUCAACCCUUCAGAAAAGUCAGUUACAAGAAAAUGGUCUCUUGAUGAUGUUUUUGUUGUUAUUGCCUCGGGCGAAUGACAGAAGAAAGGAAUAGUACCAUUAAUCAUGUUCCUUAUGUUAUGCCCUCAUUGUGUUUCAUGCAUGCCUACACACUAUGAUGACCAUUCCUUUCCCUCCCCAUUUAACUUGCAAAAGGUACUGACAUUGGCAGCUAGUUAGCUGUUAAUAGCAGCUGGGAAUUUGAAGGAUUCCUUAAAUUUGGAAGGAACAUGAUUUUUCCGGUUCGACAAAUUCCUCAAGAUAUUGAUUGACCGUGUUAUUUAAUGUGUACUGUUGUAUUUGGAACGUUAGUGUAACUUGUAACAUAAUCUUUCUUAAAUAGAUGUAGUUGACUAGGGACGAAUACAAGUUGCAGAUGGUAACAUAUAUUUAGAAACUUUGAACUCAAUCAGAAUGAGAAAGAUGUUGUACUGAUUCAAAGU
Trifolium pratense (red clover) is the source of this 3346-nucleotide messenger RNA. RefSeq names its product ion channel DMI1. The transcript has 12 exons. Gene Ontology annotation, biological process: monoatomic ion transport. The record is from RefSeq and is a predicted model, not a curated record. Lineage: Eukaryota; Viridiplantae; Streptophyta; Magnoliopsida; Fabales; Fabaceae. Bases 228 to 2942 code for a protein of 904 amino acids.